GCUGCAUCCCGGGGCACACGCGAGGCCGCGACCCGGCCGGGAGACGAGGCCGCCCGGAUGCCGAGAUGUUUCAUGGAACAAUCACAAAAGAGCUCAUCAAUCAUGAGGAAUGGAGUCACUACAAUGAAAAUAUAAUCAAAGAUCAGAAAGAUUUUGUUUUUGUGAAGUACAACAGCCUUCAUCUGAAAUCCCUGGACAGUUUGCAGUCAUGCAUCUCGCUUAAAGUGUGCAUCUGCUCCAACAAUUUUAUUAUAGACAUUCACCCACUUCAAAGCUGUAUAAAGUUAGUCAAACUUGAUCUCCAUGGAAACCAGAUAAAGACUCUUGAACAAAGAAAGUUCUGGAGUGGGCUGAAGAAUCUGAAGGUUCUCUGCCUCCACGAUAAUGGCUUCUCUAGGCUGAAGAGCAUCUGUGUGCUGUCUGCAUGCCCCAGCCUGGUGGCCCUCACCAUGUUUGACUGCCCAGUGAGCCUGAAGAAGGGCUACAGGCACGUGCUUGUGAACAGCAUCUGGCCACUCAAAGCCCUGGACCACCACGUGAUUUCCGACGAGGAAAUCAUUCAGAACUGGAAUCUUCCUGAGAGAUUCAAAACCUACGACCACCAGCUGUUCUUCAACAUCUGCCCAGCCUUGAGAAAGGAUGCGUCCCUGAGCCGGGAGGGUACAUCAUCACAGUACUGCUCAGAGUCAGCCACCACCCAAGCAGUGCCCUCGGGCCCUGUUUUUUCAUAUAAAAAACCUCAGCAGAAAGUUAUUAGGGUGUUUGAAACCAAAUGGAUUUACAUAGGCCGUGAAGACAAAUUCCUGGAGGAUAUCUUUGUCAGGUCUGAAACGAAUUUAAAAGGAAAACUCGCACAUUGGAAACAAAAUAUGUGUUCUCCUGUUGACUUUAAAGAUUCUACUGAGCACAGAAAAUAUGCUCCUCAUUUUCAUGUGAAGUUAAAAACAACAGAUAUUGAUGGAAAAUCAAAAACAUCAAAACAGCCCAUUCAAAAAUGCCAGAAGGGGUCUAGAAAUGAAACAGAGGGUGACGGGUUGGAUAUCAGCUUCAGGACAUCAGCAUUCAGACUCCCUAUAUAUUCUCCAAGUUCACUGAAAUAUGGUACAAUGUUGAAAGAAUUGAAACAAGAUUAUAUACAUGAAAAUCUCCAGCCACUUCUGCCCUCUUGUACCAAACCAAUAAACAAAAGAGAGACACUACAGGAGAUGAACAGAAGAAGAGAGUUUUUAGCAAGACAGAGAGCUGGUAUGAAACUCCUACCACUUAAUGACAUUGAUAAAUACUACGUAGAAACACACUGUCAGGAAGAGGAUAAGGGAAAAAAGACAGCUGUAGUCAAGGCACAGAUUGCUAAGGAAAGAACCAGGCUAAACAUCAAUGAAAGUUUAAGUAGGAAAAAAUAUACGGCACAAGAACUAAUGGAAAAAGAUAAUGAGAGAGCAGCGAGAGCAUUACGGCAAAUGUGGAGAGAGAAACACAGCUACCUUGAAAGACUGAGAGCACGCAGAGCUAUGAUUCUAGCUGAGAAAAAAAUGAAUGUGGAAGAGCACUUCUUAGUUCAGACCAUGAACAACGAGCGCACACAUAUGCUCAGAGGAAUUUUGAAAGCGGACAGGAUGAAAAAAAACCUGGCUGAAUUAAGAGAGAAACAACUGACAGUUUGUCAAAAACAAAGAGCAGAAAAAUAUCAGAGGAGCUUAAUAAAGCAUAUGAAGGAACGCAGGGCUGACAAAAUCCGCCGAAAGCACUCUGAAGAGAAGUUUGUUAUUGAUACACUUCUAUUCCAAAUGGCCUGUGACAGGCUUCAGGAUGCCAGAGAAAACGUUGAACUUAACCCUGAUUCCCUGAAGUCCCUUGUGGGCUGGACCUGUGAGGAAACCUGCAACAACUGGCGCCCGAACAGGGGUCUCGGCUCCCAGGCGUUGGCAACGCCCCCAACUUUGGUUCGUUCGGAAGGCACACUCCGCUGCGUGGUUCUGAAGCCCACGUCAUCACCUUUUAUUCCUUGGCUCGUCCCGAAACCAACCCCCGUCCUGACACGAGGACGAGGAUACGCUUACAUUUUUCCACAGGAUGCUAUGGCUUCCAUCUGGAUUCCAUCAAGAGACAUCCGGCCAGCUGCAGAAACCCAUCUGGAGACCAGGCCCGACUGCAAGUUUGAUAAGCCAUGA
Molecule: messenger RNA, 2171 nt
Organism: Nannospalax galili (Upper Galilee mountains blind mole rat)
Lineage: Eukaryota; Metazoa; Chordata; Mammalia; Rodentia; Spalacidae
Gene: Lrriq3
Product: leucine rich repeats and IQ motif containing 3
Exons: 11
Coding region: 66-2171 (701 amino acids)
Molecular function (GO): nucleic acid binding; protein binding
Source: RefSeq, a predicted model, not a curated record